Messenger RNA from Schizosaccharomyces cryophilus OY26, 892 nucleotides. RefSeq names its product 40S ribosomal protein S11. NCBI's taxonomy places the organism in Eukaryota, Fungi, Ascomycota, Schizosaccharomycetes, Schizosaccharomycetales, Schizosaccharomycetaceae. Bases 47 to 505 code for a protein of 152 amino acids. The record is from RefSeq and is a predicted model, not a curated record. Gene Ontology annotation, molecular function: structural constituent of ribosome. Gene Ontology annotation, cellular component: cytosolic small ribosomal subunit; ribosome. Gene Ontology annotation, biological process: translation. The transcript has a single exon.
GGUGUUAAUUGUCUUCAAGGGUGAAUUUCAUCUUCAGCAACACAGGAUGGCCACUGAACUUGUCGUGCAAAGCGAGCGUGCUUAUCAAAAGCAGCCUCACAUUUUCCAAAAUGCCAAGAAGGGUGCCGGUCGCCGUUGGUACAAGGAUGUCGGUUUGGGUUUCAAAACCCCUUCUGAGGCUAUCUAUGGUCAAUACAUUGACAAGAAGUGCCCCUUCGUUGGUGAAGUUUCCAUCCGUGGCCGUAUCUUGACUGGUACUGUCGUUUCUACCAAGAUGCACCGUACCAUCAUCAUCCGUCGUGAAUACUUGCACUUCAUCCCCAAGUACAACCGUUAUGAGAAGCGCCACAAGAACGUUGCUGCCCACGUCUCUCCUGCUUUCCGUCUUAACGAGGGUGAUGUCGUUACUGUUGGUCAAUGCCGUCCCUUAAGUAAGACUGUUCGCUUCAACGUUCUCCGUGUUGUCAAGCACACCGAAGGCUCUAAGCAAUUCGGCAAGUUUUAAAAUAUAUCUUUUUUAAUAUAAGGUCAAUUUAAGGAAGGCAUAUAACGGCUAUGUUGUAGUGGUUUGUUUUCUGGUUAGUAUAUCCUCCUCCAUGUGAGAAUGUCAAUUGAGUAGUCCGUCCAUCCCGCUAUUUGAAAUUUUAUUUUAGCAUAAACCAUUUGUAAGCAUAAACAAACUAUAAGGUUUGCAGGAAAUUUCUGACUUCUAUUAGGAUAAUUUUAGUUAAGAAUUAUGAGUGUUCAUUAAGGUCUUAAAGCAAACACUCUUGUUAGCAAACUUGCAUAGAACCCUUGGUUACAGUAAUAAAUAAGCGACAACUCGCUGCCAUUCCUUAUAUCAAAACUGAUCAAUGAUCUAUAAUUUAGCACCUGUAGACUUCUGUCCUUU